GCACAGCCUCCAUUUCCAGCACCUCACCAAUCCACAUGUUCCCAUCUGUUGCCUGGAGGCCCCAGCCUUUGGCUUAUAAGGUCCUUUGAUCCCCUGUAUCAGCAUCAGCUGCCUCGGCCGAUUCUUCUCCGAUCCAAGUCUGGCUCUUCCUUUCUCUGAUACUAUGAAGGCACUCCUGAGCACCUGUCUUGUUGUGGCCUUUUUUUCUCCAGUAGCAUCACUGAUAUGUGCUUCGUGCUUGAACUUAUUUGGGCCAUGUGUUAAUACCGAAAUGCAAGACUGCAAGGAUGAUGGAGAUAUCUGUAUUUCUCUCCAUUUUGAAGUUUCAUUGUUUCCUUUUUUAAAAAUCAAUUUUAAGUCAUGUGGCCCAGGACCAACUUGUCAAAAUGGCGACUAUCGUUCUACUACAGAGCAGAAUAUACAUUUUCGAGCAAUAAUGGAUUGCUGCGACGAAAACAUGUGCAACCAAGACAUUAAGAUAAAACCAUCAGUCCCCAAACUGGUUUCCAAUAAGCUCCUCUGUCCAGGCUGCUAUUACUUGGGGACAAAUAAUUGCACGUCGAAGGCAAAGAUCCCCUGCUAUGGUGAACAGACUCAAUGCAUGAAUGCAGCUGGUUCUGUCCAAAUAAAUAGAACAGUCCUCCCUCUUUCAAUGCCCUUCGCCCUCCAAGCUUGCACUACGCCAAACAUAUGUACCUUUCGAGUGCCACUGGAAUUUUCCAGCGGUGGAAAUAUAUUUAAACUGUCCAAAAUGAAUUGUAGCCCUGCUACCUUCAACAGCAGCAAACCGACCGAUGGCAUCGUGCCGGGCAGGUAGAAAUGUGCAAGGCCACCCCCUGCCAAUUCCACCAUGUAUCAGAGCAGAGAAGGAAGUUGGGGACGACGUGAUCAGCGCAUGAUGAGCCAGGACUCCUGGCUUUGUUAUUUGCACAAGGGGAUGUGAGUGGGUCUCCAGAGAGGGCAAAAGAAACUGGUGCAGAAAUUGGGAUUUGAGGGCUCUCGGUACUGGAAAACAGG
Molecule: messenger RNA, 1017 nt
Organism: Sphaerodactylus townsendi
Lineage: Eukaryota; Metazoa; Chordata; Lepidosauria; Squamata; Sphaerodactylidae
Gene: LYPD8
Product: LY6/PLAUR domain containing 8
Exons: 5
Coding region: 164-817 (217 amino acids)
Biological process (GO): defense response to Gram-negative bacterium
Cellular component (GO): extracellular region
Molecular function (GO): phospholipase inhibitor activity
Source: RefSeq, a predicted model, not a curated record